Messenger RNA from Pseudozyma hubeiensis SY62, 1131 nucleotides. RefSeq lists its product as hypothetical. The transcript has a single exon. The coding region runs from base 1 to 1131 and encodes 376 amino acids. NCBI's taxonomy places the organism in Eukaryota, Fungi, Basidiomycota, Ustilaginomycetes, Ustilaginales, Ustilaginaceae. The record is from RefSeq and is a predicted model, not a curated record.
AUGGACAUCUACGAUCCCGGUUUGAUGGCCGCAAACGGCCGCGCCGAUGGCACAGCGACGCCGACAGGCAACUCGUCCGCCAACAAGACAGAGCUCGAUCAGAACGUGGAAAAGCUCGUGGGAAACAUCUCAAACUGGUGGACCGGCUUCGCCAAGAAGUCGCAAGACUCCAUCACACAGGCCAGAAAGGAGAUGGAAACACGAGGAGGCAUAGUCAAUUACGCCAAAAGCGAGUAUGCCAAGCUGGAGUCUUCGAUCGGCGAUGCUCAGAAGAAGGCACGCGAACAGAGUCAGCAGCCACAAGAAGUGAAACAGGGUGAUGGCGAUACUCCAGCUGAAGGAGACGCAUCUCCUCGUUCAGAGGUCAGCAAGGGCAAGCAAAGGGCCGUCGAUGACCAAGAUCCCACGCUUCGCGAGGCAGCUGGCCCUACCCUUGGCGCUUCGGUCUCGUCACUCUUUUCCAAACUCACUUCCGAUCCAAGGCUCGUCCAGCUCCAACACUCGUUGACGUCCACGUUGCAGUCUGUAUCGUCUCCAACAGCAGACUCAAAGGAGCUCGGCGACGGCGCUGACAAGGCGUCUGCGACUGCAACGCCGGGUCCGAAGAAUUUGCAAGAGUCGCUCUCAAGGCUCUCAUUGACCAUCCAGUCGCAUCUUCCACAUCUCGAUCUCAAGGAGUCCCAGCAGCUCGCGUCACGCUACAUGCAGGCCACAGAGAGCUUUGCGCGAGAGGUACAGUCGGAUAUGAAAGAGUUUGUCGGCGAGCUGGUCCGCAUCGUUCCGCCAGAGGAAGAAGAUAAGGAAUCGCGAUCAUCGGUAGUCCAAGAGGAGGCGGGCGUCUCAGAGAAGACGGCUACACCAGCGAAGAUGAUCGCCCACAUGCAACAGAACACUAACGCUCCCGUUGCAGCCACAGAGUCAUCAGCGCCGCAAGCUGAAGCAGCCGCCACCGAAGAAGAAGAUUUUGCAUGGGAUGAAGACGACGACGAAGUCGCGGCCGCAGGUACCGAAAAUGCUUCGGCCGCCGUCGCGACAAAGGAACAGCCAGUCGAGCCGCUUGCCGCUGCCACGCAUACCGAGUCAGCUAAGACAAAGGCUGACGAGUCCGAGGAGGAUUCUGACUGGGAAUGA